AUGGAGAAGCGUAAGAAGCAUAGGAGAUCAGUCAGCGAAAAGGAGGAGCACAAGAAGUGCCCAUCUGUAUGGGUUGUCUUUUCAAGGAUGGUGACCUGCUGUGUACCUCCUCCUCUACUCGUACUUCUUGGCAAGGGUACAAAGGAGGUGCAGCAGGCUUGGCGCGAGAAGGUCGCGCUCGUAUUCAUCAUCUUUAUGCUCUGCUUCACAGUUGGUUUUCUUACUUUUGGCUUCAACGUCGUCCUCUGUGGCAAGGAUCCGAUGCGCAUCCGUCACGGCCAUGUUGGAGAACAAUCAUCUGUUCUUCUUGGUCGCGCUUACCUACUCAAGGACUUUAACCACCCUAUCGUACCCGGCAUGUCACAAGAGACCAGUAAUCUGCUAUCAAAACCGUUCCCUGAUGCUGGAGGGAGGGAUAUGUCGUUCAUGUUCCAGAACAUCAACCGUUCAUGCAAGGACGUACUGGGUGCCAAGCAGCACGAUCAGAAUGGAAAUGUCUGGAACUACUUCCCUUGUGUCAUGACGAAUGAUGGACAAGGCACCAAGCCUACCAGUAAUUUAGGCAGACAGGGAUGUCACGUCAGCCCGCAGUCGCUCAAGGCGCGUCAGGUCAUCAAACAGCUGCGAUUCAUUGGUGAGGUCUAUUUCAGCUGGGAGGACAUCAAAGAAAUGGGUACCAACUAUGUGGUUUAUAACGGACAUGUUCUGGAUCUCAACAGGCUGCACUGGCUGGAGGACAACAUAAUUGUGCCCCCUUCGUUCGGACCUUUCAUGAAUGGUAGCUUUGCAGGAAAGGAUAUCAGCUUGAGUAUGUCCUAUUCUAAGGAACGUACAAUGAUCAGCAAGUGUCUGGUCGAGAUUGUCAAAGUUGGAGUCAUCGACCAGAUGUCGCUGGGUUGCGUGAUUGCGGAUAUCGUCCUAUACGUUUCCCUGAUUGUCAUUUUAGGUGUAGUCUUGCUGAGAUUCUGUUUGGCUGUCAUGUUUGGAUGGGUGUUGAGCUGGAGACUGGGGUCGUUUGACGAAAAGACGUUUGCAGAGAAGCUGAGGCGUCAGGAGCUCAUCGAAGCUUGGGUCGACGGCAACACUUCGCCCUACGUCGACAGCCCAAACUCGGAGACCCAUCGUCGCGCCGAGCGUAUUCGCGCCAAUGUCAUGCCCUCGAGUUCUCGAUUCUCGGUCAGUGAAUCUGGUGCUGCGACGCCCAACGGUUCGCAUGUCUCUGCCGCGACCGAGAUCCCCUUCCCCCUCGGUCUUCCGCCUCCACCAAGUCGCUGGAAUAGUCUUCCUUCGAGUCCCAAGCUAUCGCAAUCCAGUUCUUCACUUGUUGGACCAUCUAUGCCACGUCCAGGUCAAAAGCGCUCCGAAUCGAUGAAGCCCGCCAGUACAUCCCGACUUAGCCGUGCAGGUCUCAACGCCUCAAUUUCCAAAUUCAAAGGCGAGGCUUUGCAGUGCCCAUUAUUGCACACGCUGAUGCUGGUAACCUGUUACUCUGAGGGCAUGGAUGGUCUCCGCGCCACCUGCGACUCUUUGGCGAACACCAGCUACCCUUCGAGCCACAAGCUGCUGCUGAUCAUUGCUGACGGUAUCAUUCGUGGUGAGAAUGAGGACCGCACGACCCCGGAUGUCUGUUUGGACAUGAUGACGGAUUUUAUUGUGCCUCGUGAAGAUGUCGAACCCCACUCUUACAUCGCCAUCGCUGACGGAAGCAAGCGCCAUAACAUGGCCAAGAUCUAUGCUGGCUAUUACAAGUAUGCGGAUGAUUGUGAGAUGCCUAUGGAGGAACGUCAGAAGGUGCCGAUGGUCGUGAUCGUCAAGUGUGGGGCACCCGCGGAAGCCCAUGACAAGAAGCCCGGUAACCGAGGCAAGCGGGACUCGCAGAUCAUCCUGAUGUCGUUCUUGCAGAAGGUUAUGUUUGACGAACGUAUGACACCACUGGAGUAUGAGUUCUUCAAUGCGUUCUGGAAUGUCACUAAGGUGACACCCGAUUUUUACGAGCUCGUGCUGAUGGUCGAUGCGGACACCAAGGUCUAUCCGGAUUCAUUGACGAGGAUGGUUGCUUGCAUGGCCCAAGAUCCGACUGUGAUGGGUCUCUGUGGUGAGACCAAAAUUGCCAACAAGAAAGAGUCUUGGGUCGCCAUGAUUCAAGUCUUUGAGUACUAUAUAUCGCAUCACUUAUCCAAGGCGUUUGAGUCGAUCUUUGGUGGUGUCACUUGUCUCCCCGGAUGCUUUUGCAUGUACCGCAUCAAGGCCCCUAAGGGCCCCAGCCGCCACUGGGUACCCGUCCUGGCUAACCCAGAUAUUGUUGAACACUACUCCGAGAACGUUGUCGAUACUCUUCAUAAGAAGAACCUAUUGCUCCUGGGCGAGGAUCGAUACCUGACCACGCUCAUGCUCCGCACAUUCCCCAAACGCAAGAUGAUGUUUGUUCCACAAGCCGUAUGCAAGACCCAGGUGCCGACAUCCUUUGCCGUCUUGCUUUCUCAACGUCGUCGCUGGAUCAACUCGACAAUCCACAACCUAAUGGAGUUGGUCCUGAUUCGAGACCUCUGUGGCACUUUCUGCUUCUCGAUGCAAUUUGUAAUCUUUAUGGAGCUCGUUGGAACGGUCGUCCUGCCAGCCGCUAUUUCGUUCACCCUGUACCUGAUCAUCGUCUCGUUCCUCAUCACACCCGUGCCCAUCAUCCCACUGAUGCUUCUUGCCGCCAUUCUGGGACUCCCCGCAAUCCUGAUCCUGAUGACGACCCGCAAGAUUGUCUAUGUGGGAUGGAUGUGCAUGUAUCUGCUAUCACUGCCAAUCUGGAACUUUGUGCUGCCGACCUAUGCAUUCUGGCACUUUGAUGACUUUACCUGGGGCCAGACUCGCAAGGUUCAGGGUGAGGAUGACGGCAAGGCUGAGGUCCAUGGCGGUAAAGAGGGAGAGUUUGAUUCGAGCCAGAUUGUCAUGAAGAGAUGGUGUGAAUUUGAGCGCGAGAAACGUAUCAAGCUGGGUUUGACGAACGGUAUCACAGGAUGGUACCAGCCCAUGACUUCAUUGAACCAGGACGCAGCGAGCGUGAACAGCAGUGGAGCUGGAAGAGGCAACGUUAAUGGUGGAGCUGGUAUCGGAAUGUAA
Gamsiella multidivaricata is the source of this 3111-nucleotide messenger RNA. Its product is annotated as chitin synthase-domain-containing protein. The record is from RefSeq and is a predicted model, not a curated record. Gene Ontology annotation, molecular function: chitin synthase activity. Lineage: Eukaryota; Fungi; Mortierellomycota; Mortierellomycetes; Mortierellales; Mortierellaceae. Gene Ontology annotation, cellular component: cell septum; cell periphery. The transcript has 4 exons. Bases 1 to 3111 code for a protein of 1036 amino acids.